Molecule: messenger RNA, 788 nt
Organism: Camponotus floridanus (Florida carpenter ant)
Lineage: Eukaryota; Metazoa; Arthropoda; Insecta; Hymenoptera; Formicidae
Exons: 3
Source: RefSeq, a predicted model, not a curated record
AAUCUACAGGAAGUGUUGUGUAAAUGCAGUCUGACUAUAUUGGAAUCACAUUCUACUAUUCUAGAAGAAUCUGAUACUGCAUCCGAUAGUCCUUUGUUAAAAUCAUUUUCUUCUUGCAGUUUAAAUAAAGUUCCUUUAUCAAACGUUUCUAUACAGUACAGUUCUGCUGCUUGUACCUGUUAUUUAAAUUUGCUACCAAAAGGAGAAGAUGAUGAAACUCUGAAUAGAAACAAUUACUUAAGGCAAAAUGUGAUGGUGCCACUAUCAUGGGCAAUAAGUAGAGCUUUACGAUAUGAGCCUUCAGAUCCUAUUCAUUACAUAGCUCAACAAUUGUUACGUUGGAAAUAUAAUAAUGUUCCACAAGAGGAAGUAUAUCAUGCUCAACAAUUUGUCGCUUCUGCUACAAUAAUAAUGGAUCGAAGACUUAUGGAAAAACGGAAGCGUGAAGAAGAAGAUGCCAUUAGACUCUUAAAUGAAGCUGCUAUGAAAGAUAUUAUUUGCAACCCAUGUUUAGAGCGACAAAAAUUAUAUCGCAUUAAAGAGCGUUGUUGGAAAUGUACAAAAGUACCAGUAUCAGCACAAAUAAAAUAAAUUUGCAAAAAGAAACAAUAUCACAUUAAGGAGCGAAAAAAAGAUAAAGCUUUUGAAAGAUGUUUUGAAAAUUGUUAAAAACUGUUGGAAAAUAAUCAAUAUUUCUUCUAAAAAUGACUAGAGAAGACAAUGUAAAUUUCUUAAAAAAUUCGUUUAUUUCAUAUUUGGACUUGUACAUUUAUCAGAACAAUAUUUCA